ACAGCCAUGGCUACGACGACGACAACGACGGUGACGGAAAAGAGCAAUUGGCGAGAGAAUAAAGCCUUGGUAUGGAUCUGGACGGGAGUCGAGUUUGUGGCGGCGCAGUGGCUGCUCAUUGGAUUUGGCGUGGCGUGCGUGUUGGGAUGCUUCUUCCCGCACGUCGCCGAGCAUGGAGGCGUCAUUCGAUCAGAGUAUAGCGUCUUAUACGGCGCGGUGGCACUCAUCUUCCUCAUCAACGGACUGCAGCUCCCUCCCGAGAAGCUCAAGCAGAAUCUGACGAACUGGCGGCUACACGUCAUGGUCCAAGGAUGUAGCUUCGUGAUCAUCCCCGUCAUCAUGCUCAUCUUCAUCCACAUCUGCCUCGCAGCAGGCGCCCUCCGCCACGGCACGCCCUCGACCCCCGUCAUCCUCGGCAUGCUCGCCACGGCCUGCCUCCCGACGACAAUCGCCUCCAACGUCGUCAUGACGCGCUCCGCCGGCGGCGACGAGGCCGCCGCCGUCAUCUCCGUCGUCAUCGGCAACACGGCCGGCUCCUUCCUCACGCCCAUCCUCAUCUACGGCUUCAUCCCGCGCGGCGCCGCCUUCGACGACUGGCGGCCCGCGGACCCGAGCACCCUGGGCGACAUGUACGCCAACGUCGCCAAGCAGCUGGGGCUGAGCGUGCUGUUGCCGCUGGCGGUCGGUCAGGGGGUGAGGUGGUGGAGGGGGGAUGUUGUUGCCAAGGUGUUGCGGGUGACGAUGUUGGGGAAGCUGCCGACGGUUUGUCUGAUACUGCUCGUAUGGACCACCUUUUCUGGCGCAUUCGGCACUGGCGCCCUUUAUAAGCUGUCCAAGGCAGAUGUCAUCUUCAACGUCUUCAUCAACAUUGGCCUCUACAUCAUCUUCACCCUCAUCUGCUUCUACCUCGCCCGUCCGCCUGCAUUUCUUGCAAAAGCUAUCAACCCGCACGUCAAUGGGUCUCGUCUGCCUGAGCGUCUAAAACGUAUCGUCUCCGUAAAGAAAAUGUCCAAGGAGCAGACCAUUGCCGUGUGCUUCUGCGGCGCCGCCAAGACGACGAGCUUGGGAAUUCCCUUGGUGACGGCCAUGUGGACUCAGGCGGAUGAUUUGACGAGGGCUUUUAUUACAAUUCCUGUGUUGCUUUAUACGAUUGAGCAGGUCUUCAUGGCGCAAGGGCUGGUCUACUUCUUUAGGUGGUACUUGCGGAGGGAUAGAAAAUCUGAUCGCGGUGGUACGGAACAAGUAGUUGGUGUAGAGCAGCCUGUAUCAACCCACCGAGGAGAUCAUGAAAGUGACGUUACGGCUCAUGACAAUGAUGAUGAAGAGGUGGGACAAGUCUCGGCGGUGAGAGCUGAAGAAAAGGGGGCUAUCAAGAGCGGAUAGAGGGGAGAGG
This is a messenger RNA of Trichoderma citrinoviride, 1393 nucleotides long. RefSeq lists its product as hypothetical. Gene Ontology annotation, cellular component: plasma membrane. NCBI's taxonomy places the organism in Eukaryota, Fungi, Ascomycota, Sordariomycetes, Hypocreales, Hypocreaceae. The coding region runs from base 7 to 1383 and encodes 458 amino acids. The transcript is spliced from 5 exons. The record is from RefSeq and is a predicted model, not a curated record.